AACGUUAAAUAAUAAUAAUAAUAAUAAUAAUAAAUUAUAUAUAGACUAUGAAGGCAAAAGUAUUUAUUUCAUGUUUUGAAAUAUUUUGUUUUGAAAAACUGACUUGAAACUUUACCUCUGGCUUGAAACCCUACUUUGAUAUUCUACUUUGAUAGACCUAACCGGUCUGUAAAGCCGAAUUAGAUUUUUACUUUUGUAUUUUAUUUUCUUCUGAGAAGACUAAAGCCUAAUUUGUAACCCCAACCCUGCCUUGAAAUUCUAACUCCGGCCUGAAACAUUAAACCUGGUUUCAAACCUGGUUCCCUCACUCGUGAACAAGACCCCAAGAUACUUGAACUCCUCCACUUGGGGCAGAAUCUCAUCCCCGACCCAGAGAGGGUAGUCCACGGCCUGGACGAAAACCACACUGCUCCUCCUGAAUCUGAGAUUUGACUUCCAGGCGGACCCUCCUCUCCAGCACCCCUGAAUAGACCUUACCAGGAAAGCUGAGGAGUGUGAUCCCCCUUUUUAAAAAGCGGGACCACCACCCUAGUCUGCCAAUCCAGAGGCACCGUCCCCGAUGUCCACGCGAUGUUGCAGAGGCGUAUCAGCCAGGACAACCACACAACAUCCAGAGCAUUGAGGAACUCUGGGCGAAUCUCAUCCACCUCCGGGGCCCUGCCACCGAGGAGCCUUUUAACCACCUCGGUGACCUCGACCCCAGAGAUAGGAGAGCCCGCCUCAGAGAACCCAGACUCUGCUCCCUCAUGAGAAGGCGUGUCGGUGGAAAUUUAGGAGGUCUUCAAAGUAUUCUCCCCACCGAUUCACAACGUCUCGAGUCGAGGUCAGCAGCGCCCCAUCUCCACUAUACACAGUGUUGAUGGUGCACUGCUUCCCCCUCCUGAGACGCCGGAUGGUGGACCAGAAUUUCUUCGAAGCCGUCCGGAAGUCUUUCUGCGUGGCCUCACCGAACUCCUCCCACGCCCGGGUUUUUGCCUCAGAGACCACCAAAGCCGCAUUCCGCUUGGCCAGCCGGUACCCAUCAGCUGCCUCAGGAGUCCCACAGGCCGAAAAGGCCCGAAAAACUCCUCCUUCGGUUUGACGUCAUCCCUCACCGCUGGUGUCCACCAACGGGUUCGGGGAUCGGCGCCACGACAGGCACCGACUACCUUAUGGCCUCAGCUCCCGUCGGCCGUCUCGACAAUGGAGGCGCAGAACAUGGUUCACUCAGAGUCAAUGUCCCCCCAAUGUCCUAGAGAGGCGGGUGAAGUGGGAGUUGAAACUCCUUCUGACAGGGGAUUCUGCCAGACGUUCCCAGCGGACCCUCACAAUACGUUUUGGGCCUGCCACGUCGGACCGGCAUCUUCCCCCACCAUCGGAGCCAACUCACCACCAGGUGGUGAUCAGUUGAAAGCUCCGCCCCUCGCUUCACCCGAGUGUCCGAGACAUGCGGCCGCAAGUCCGAUGACACGACCACAAAGUCGAUCAUCGAACUGCGACCUAGGGUGUCCUUGUGCCAAGUGCACGUGUGGACACCCAAAUGCUUGAACAUGGUGUUCGUUAUGGACAAUCCGUGACGAGCACAGAAGUCCAAUAACAGAAGACCGCUCGAGUUCUGAUCGGGGGGGCCGUUCCUCCCAAUCACGCCCUUCCGGGUCUCACUGUCAUUGCCCACGUGAGCAUUGAAGUCCCCCAGCAGAACGAUGGAGUUCCCAACGGGACCUCUCUCCAGCACCCCUUCCAAGGACUCCAAAAAGGCUGGGUACUCUGAACUGCUGUUUGGUGCAUAGGCACAAACAACAGUCAGGACCCGCCCCCCCACCCGAAGGCGGAGGGAGGCUACCCCCCAGAAUGUCCACCGGGGUGAACCCCAACCUACAGGCGCCGAGCCGGGGAGCAAUAGGUAUACCCGCACCUGCUCGGCGCCUCUCACCGUGGGCAACUCCAGAGUGGAAGAGAGUCCAACCCCUCUCGAGAGGACUGGUACCAGAGCCCAGGGCGUGUGUGCGGGCGAGCCCGACUACAUCUCGUCGGAACGUCUUGACCUCACACACCUCCUUCCCUGCCACAGAGGUGACAUUCCACGUCCCUAGAGCCCAAAAAAAAUUAAAAAUAAAAGUACUUGUUAAAAAAGUUUUUUUAACAGAAAAAAAUACGUUAUUUUCGUAAGAUUCCAACUUUUAUCCCCAGGAAAAACAUGACUACUCUUGAGAGAGUCACAACUUUUUCACCCCCCCCCCCCACAAUAAAAAAAACGUUUUUGUUGAAAAACGUAAGAAGUUUUUUAAUUGUCACCUCCCUUGUUAAUAGUUUUUUUAUUGACUGCGUUGAUUGUGUUAACAGAAAUAAAUACAUCAGUUAGAUCUAUACGAAUGUUUUUUUUCUGAAUUGUAUACAAAAAAUGGGUGCUCUUUUUUUGUCUAGAGCACCUGCCUCCAAAAUAUCUGUGCACGUGCCUGCUGUGGGUCUUGGAAAAUGCGUUGAAAUGCUCUCAAAUUGGUUGUUUUGACUCGGAAGUUAAGUGACAUCUCCGAUCGCGUUCCACUUUGGACGUCUUGUUUGUACUGCACGCGUGUGUGCGUAGUCAAAGGAGGAAACUAGUUAAGCCAGUGGAGUCUCUUUGCCUGGUCAAACACGGCGUUGGACGGGACCAGCCCAAAGCGACACGCGCCCAAACGCGCAAACUCCAGCUGGUGCGAAUCUGUGUGGGCUGAUGUUGGCACCUGCAGACACCUGCAGACACCUGUAGACGGGGAUUAUCUUCUCGGGGGGGCCUCGCUCGUCUUCGUCAUGUCCGUCAGCGUGACCGUGAGGAAGGUCUCCAACCUGCCGGGAGGAUCCCAACGCAGAGUGGAGCUCUGCUUCAGAGGAUUCACCCAAAAGACCAGGGUGGUGCACAGCGAGGGCGUGGCCGUCUUCAACGAGUCUUUCCGCUGGCCUCACUAUGGUAAAGUGAUCCGACAUGAAGUGUUGACCAUCACAGUUUACAACUUCAGUAAAGUCUUCUCCAACAGACUGCUGGGCAAGCUGGUUGUGGGCCUCCAGCACAUCGUUACAUCAGGGAGGCUGUUGCUACGGGAACCACUCACCGAUGACAACCUUCUCCUGACUGACAUCUACGUGGAGUUGGACGUGCGCUACCAUCCGGUCGAGGGCGCCGCAGGAGGCUGGGACGGGCAGGACUUCAUCAGAGUCGAGGAUGGCGAAUCAUCGCCGGGCUUCCGGAACGAAGCCUUUGAAGAAGACGAGAGCCCUCAGACGUUGAGUCGUCCCGAGAGGCAACUGGAGAGGGAGGCUCGGCAUCUGGGACGCAGCCUCAUCCAGGCGCAGGGCGACGACGACGGCGACGACUACGACGACUACGACGACGACGAUGACCAAGACGACCUGCUGGACUUGGAGGCGUCCGACAUCGUCUUCACGCCUUUGAUGAGUCGUUCCAGACCGCUGUCCAGGCAUGUCGCUGCAGCCACACCCAAAGUCCAAAGUUUCCAGGUGAACGUCAACAUCCUGGAAGCUCAGAAACUGGCGGGCGUCAACAUCAACCCGGCCGUGUUCGUCCGAGUGGGAGAGCAGAAGAAGCACACGGCCACGCAAAAGUCCACCAACUGUCCCUUUUACAACGAAAACUUCCAGUUUGAGUUCCACGAGACUCCAGAGAUCCUCUUUGACAAGGUCAUCGAGAUCAAGGUGUACCACCGCCGCACUCUGGCCUUCCUGAUGAGCCACGUGGGAACCUUCAAGAUCGACAUCGCCACCGUGUUUCGCGAGCCAGACCACCGCUUCUACCAGAAGUGGGCACCGCUCACCGACCCGGCCGACACCCGAUCGGGGGUCAAGGGCUACGUGAAGUCCACCCUCAGCGUGCUGAUGAAGGGCGAGGCUCUGAAUGCCCCCAGCCUGCCGCCCGCCACGUCCAGUGCCAACGACGACAUCGACAAGAAUCUGAUGCUUCCUCGCGGUAUGCCCUCCGAGCGUCCGUGGGCUCGAUUUCGGGUGCGGGUCUACAAGGCAGAGGGCCUGCCCACCAUGGAUGCGGGAUUGAUGGGCAAAAUGUCCAAAGUCACAGAUCGAACGGUCUUCAUUGAUCCUUACGUCCAAGUCACUUUUGCUGGACAGCAGGGAGAGACAGCCGUCGCUUGCGCCACCAGCUGUCCGGUGUGGAACGAGGAGAUCUCCUUCAUCGAGCAGUUUCCUCCUCUGGCCCAACGAAUCAGAGUCCAGGUCCUCGAUGACGCCAAGAUGGGGGACAUCGCUCUUGCCACGCACUUCCUUGACCUGCAGCAGAUUUCCGACUCCACCAGGAAUGGUUUUAACCCCACCUUUGGACCUUGUUGGGUCAAUCUAUACGGUUCCCCUCGGAACUCCACCCUCGGAGACGUCCACCAGGCUUUGAACCAAGGCCUCGGCGAGGGAAUCUUUUACCGUGGUCGAAUCCUUCUGGCGCUCUGUGUGGAGAUUUACUCUUCGCCAUCAGUCGUCGCCGCGGACUCCCCGUUAGCGAUGAAGGUGAAAGGAACGCUAGGCAGGUUGGGACUGAGGAAGAAGCGAGGCAGCAAGAAGGAGAAGAAGAAGGAAGCUUCCACCCGACUGGGCGCCGAAUCCGAGGAGGCCGGAGUGGAGGUGCCAGAAGCGGUGACCGUGGACGUGGAGGAGAUUCACCCUUUGCCUGAGGGUUUCCUGGGCGAGAGAGAAGAUUUUCUGCUUUUUGCAUCUUUGUUUGAGGUCACCAUGAUGGAUUCAUCUGUAGGCACCAGGCCCAUGACCUUUGAACUGUCCAUAGGAAAUUGCGGUAAGGCAGUGAAAGCCGGGAGUUCCAAGAAGAGCCAAAGCCGGGAGGAGCUGAGAAAAAGCCGGGAAGAGUUGAGGCAAAGCCGGGAGGACCUCAGCGAGGAGGUGCAAGGACUUCUGGAGUCUGAGGAGGAGCUGGACAGGGAGGCGCUGCUGAGUCUGGAACCUGAGAACCGCUCCGUGUCCGCGCCCAUGAGACCGCAGCCCACCGAGUACGACAGGUCGUUCCAGUGCAUCCCGCUGCAGGCCCCCUCGGAGAAACGCAAGCCGUGUUUGUUUGUCUGGAGUCAAUUUGAAGACCACAGCUUUCGUCUGUACCAGGCUAACUGGCUCAGCAAGAUGGCAGACAGGCUGGAGAUCGGUCUGGACGAGAUGGAGCGUCUCGGACGGAGGCCUCGCAGCAACGUGAAGGAGCGUCUGGUGCACGUGCUACUGGAGCUGAUCACUUCCUGCAAACAGUUCAGACUGUUCUCAGACAGGCGUGCUCAGUUUCGUCCAAACAACCUGGACGCACACAGGAAAGACUUCAUUAAGAAAAAUUUGGUGACGGUGGCCCGGCGGGCCACGAGGGCCAGGCAGAGGAUAACCAAGCGGACGCUCAAACAACGAACGUUGGACGUUAAGAAACUCCUGAGCAAACUUCGAGACUUGGCAAAAGAGCCCCAGAACACCAUCCCGGACGCCUUCCUGUGGUUGCUGAGCGGGAGCAAACGCUUGGCCUACGUCAGGAUCCCCGCCCACUCCGUCAUCUUCUCAUUGGUAGAGGACCAGAGGGGGCGGGACUGUGGUCGGGUCACCACACUCUACAUGAAGUCUCCGGGCGGCUCCACCGGCGAGAUCUUCGCCAAGCUGGAGGUGUACUUGUGGCUGGGCCAGGCCAAGUACAGCAAGGAGGCCGUCACCUCGCUACCGGACGAGUUCCUGCCCAUCUACGACCAGUCGGAGGGGGAGGACGAGGAGGAGGCGGCGGCGGCGCCGCCGCCGGUCGCCACGGCAACGAGGCGGAUGCCUGUCAGCCUGUGUUGCCAGGACAGUCGUUACUUCCAGCUGCGAUGUCACCUCUACGAAGCUCGCGGCUUAAUGGCGGCCGAUGACGACGGCCUAUCGGAUCCCUUCGCCAAGGUGCUCUUCUCCACGCAGUGUCAGGUGACCGAGGUGUCCCCAGACACGCUCUCCCCGGCGUGGUGCGAGUGUUUGCUGUUCGAGCGCGUCCUGCUGGAGGGAGCCGUGGAGGACCUCCGUCACGACCCCCCUCUGGUCGUCGUCCACAUCUUCGACUACGACGCCGUGGGUAGCCCGAAGCUUCUGGGCCGAGCGUACGCCGAGCCCGAGUUGAAAGCGGCGGAGACGCCGUACCGGAAGCCCCGCCUGCGCUUCCACGACAUCGCCGCGGGGAGGACGCCGGCCGGGGAGUUGCUGGCGGCCUUCGAGCUCAUCGAGCUGGACUACUCGUCCUUCGGCGAGCCCUCCCUCCCGAGCAGCGUGGACCCUCAGCAGCUGACCUACCUGCGAGACCAGCGCCGCUACGACAUCCCGGAGGGAGUCCGACCCGUCCUCAGGAACUUCAGAAUAGAGGUGCUCUUCUGGGGCUUGCGGGAGCUGAAGCGUGUGCAGCUGUUCCAGGUGGAGCGCCCCCGGGUCAAGGUGGAGUGCGCCGGGCGCCAGCUGGAGUCCGAGGAGAUGGAGAGCUACAGGAACCACGGCAACUUCAAGGAGCCGGUCCGCUUCCUCCGCGUGAAGCUGCCGGAGCAGGCCUACCUCCACCCUCCUCUGACCCUCUUUGUGGUGGAGCGGCGAGCGUUCGGACGCCAGGUCCUGGUCGGGACCCACGUGGUCCGGAGCCUCAUGGACUACGCUGCGCCCGAGCCGGGGGACGAGCCAGAUGAGGAAGAGGAAGAGGAAGAGGCGAAACCCAAAGUGAAGAAGACGACUCCGGCGAAGACCGGCACGCUGAAGUCGCUGAGCAAGAUCAAACUCGGCAACCUGUCGAUCAGAGAGUCGAAGAUUCCCGUCGGCGCCGCCGAGCCGAUCGACCCGAAGAAGCCGCUGACGGACGAGGACGAGCGGCUGGAGGAGGACGUGCCGGAAAACCAGGAGCUGGACUGGUGGUCCAAGUACUACGCGUCCCUGGAAGAGCUGGAAGAACAGGCUGCUGAGGAGCUGAAGAAGAAGAAGGAGGAGGAGGAAGAGGAGGAACGAGAUGGAGAGACAGAGCGACGGAACGCGGCAAACGGAGCGGAGGCUGAGGCGGCGGACGCGGCGGCGGCGGCGGCGGCGGUGGAGCCUCCCAAGCGGAAGAAGAUCGCCACUCUCAAGUUGUACGCGAGCGCCUUGGAGUCAGAGUUCAGUCAGUUUCAGGACUGGCUGCGGGUCUUCCCGCUGUUCAAAGGCCGAGCGAUCGGCGAGGAUGCCGACGAAGACGAAGACGAAGACGAGCGUCUGAUGGGAAAGUACAAGGGUUCCUUCCUGGUCUACCCGAUCGAUUCGGAGGACGAAGAUGACGUCCGCUGUCAGAUCUCCAAAGGGAUCCCCCAGAACUCGCCGCUCCAGGUGCUGGUUCGGAUCUACGUCGUCAAGGGCACCAAUCUGGCGCCCACCGACCCGAACGGCAAGGCCGACCCGUACCUGCUGGUCCGCGUUGGGCAGCAGAGUCAAGACACCAAGGACCGCUACAUCCCCAAACAACUCAACCCCGUGUUUGGAGAGGUGUUUGAAGUGACGGUGUCGUUCCCCGCCGAGACGGAGGCGCUGGUCCGGGUGAUGGACCGCGACGUGGUGGGCGCGGACGACGUCAUCGGGGAGACGCGGGUGGACCUGGAGAACCGCUUCUACAGCCGGCACCGCGCCACUUGCGGCCUGGCCCUCCGCUACGACGCCCGAGGUUACAACGCGUGGCGGGACGCGAAAAAGCCGUCGGUCAUCCUGUCCGAGCUCUGCAAGAAAAACGGCAUUCCGGCCCCGGAAUAUCGAGCGUCCGAGGUCAAAGUCCUCAACAAGAUCUUCAAGAUUCCAUCAGAUGCCGUCCCGGAAGACGCGCCGAACAAGACGGAGAGUUCGGCGGAGGCGGAGGAGCACGCGGCCGUCAGCGUUCUGCGACGUUGGGGCGAGAUGAGCGAGUUCGUCCCGGGAGCGGUCGCGCUGGUGCCGGAGCACGUGGAAAUCCGCUCGCUCGUCAACCAGGACAAACCCGGACUUCCGCAGGGCUACCUCCACAUGUGGGUGGACAUGUUCCCGACGGACGUUCCGGCGCCGCCUGCCGUGGACAUCGAGCCUCGGCAACCCGUCGCGUACGAGCUUCGCGUUAUCAUCUGGAACACGGACGACGUCUUCCUGGACGACGUCAACCCGUUCACCGGCGACCCGUCGUCCGACAUCUACGUGAAAGGGUCGGUCGGUCGGAGUCGUACGCCCCGUGAGCCUCUCGCGCGACAGGCUCCUGAUUGGAUGUUUGUUUUUUUUCCCACCUCAUCCAGUUGGAUUCGAGGCCUGGAGGGAGACAAGCAGGAGACUGACGUCCACUUCAAUUCCCUGACCGGAGAGGGAAACUUCAACUGGAGAUUCGUCUUCCGCUUUGACUACCUGCCCACCGAGAAAGAGGUCGUGUGCAAGCGCAAGGAGUCCUUCUUCUCGCUGGACGAGUCCGAGUUUCGCCAGCCGGCCGUUCUGACGCUGCAGAUCUGGGACUACGAUCGCGUCUCGCAAAACGACUUCCUCGGCUCGUCGGAGCUGCGGCUGAGCGACAUGACGCGCGGCGCCAAGUCGUCGGCCAAGUGCACGGCGCGGAUGGCCGAGGAGCGCGCCCGCCCGCGGGCGUCCGUCUUCCGCUCCAAGAAGAUGAAGGGCUGGUGGCCGCUCACCCGCCAGAAGACGGCCGACGACUCGCAGCGCGAGGAGAAAGAGGCCCGCCGCGGCAAAAAACAAAACAAGGACGGCAAAGACAAGCGAGCGAGCUUCACCGACGCCGCCGGAAACGUCCACUUGCUCACGGGUAAAGUGGAGGCGGAACUGCAGCUGUUGACGGCGGAGCAAGCCGAGGCCGACCCGGUGGGACGAGGCCGCAAGGGACCAGAACCUCUCGACAAACCCGACCGUCCCACCACCAGCUUCGCGUGGUUCGUCAACCCCAUGAAGACGUUGGUCUUCCUCAUCUGCAAGAAGUUCAAGAAGUUCAUCGUGACCUUGGCGUUCCUGGCCGCGUUGGCGCUCUUCUUGGGCCUGCUGGUGUACACGCUGCCGCAGCACAUCAGCAGACUUCUCGUGGCGGGAUGAACCGCCGCAGCGACGUCUUGCCUGCAAAGAUUCAUCGAGCGACUCCACCAGCUGGAUUAUCCUCCUUCUCGUUUAUGUUCCCCCCUGUUGGGGGUCAAUGACCCCCCAAUCAAAGUCACCUUUCAUGUUUCCCCUCGCCCGACAACAUUCGUUCAUUCGCUCGACCGCUGCGCUACAUUAGCAACUCCCUCCACUUUGGCUGGCGCCCACGUCACUCACCGCCCACGUGUCUCACCGCCUUUUAAAGCCGUACUCGCUCGAAGUCCCGGAUACAACAGUGGAACUGGGACGGCCCACCCGAGUGGACGAAAAUAAUACCUGCGCCUCAGACGCGCAUGUUAUUUGUGUCGAAUAACGCAAAAUGAAUCGUUCUCCGAUUCCUCGAUUCGUUGAUGGGAUGAUCGGGAGAAUACUCGAUUCGAAAAAAUAUUCAAUAGCUGGAGCCCUAAAGUGAGUCAAAUAAAUGGUUCUCGUACUUUGGAUUCAUUUUGUCCCAUAAAUACAAAAAUAUAUUGUUUGUAAUUUAAAAAAAAAAAAAUUAUUAAGUGAAUAAAAUGUUUUCAUACUUUUGGGUUGAGCUUAGUUUGUACCUUGAAGUUUUGAAAAUAUGAAAGUGAGCCAAAUUUUUUAGCCUGUAAAUGUUUGCAAAUAUCAGAGUGACUCCAAUUAAAAAAAAAAAAAAAAUACUUUUUUUUAAUUGUUUGUAAUUUUUGGGAACAAAGAGACUCAAAUGACAAAUCAUUUUUCCAAAUUUUGGGAUGAAUUGAAUUGAAUGGAAUUGAUUUCGGUUAGCAUGGGACAAUUGUCAGCCAAUCACAACAUGCUGCGAAAUAGCAAAUAAAGAAGCGCUGUUUGAAAAGCACAGUUGGUAAAUGACCCCUGACCUCUUGUUUACUUGUGCAUCCAUCAAAAUAAUGGCAUGUAUUUUCACGGCGCCUUUAAUGGUUCCCCGGAGAGAUAGCGUGUACAAAAAAUGUACACUUUGAAUACCGUCAAUAUUCUAAUCCACCAGCAAGAAUCGUUAAUAUCACACCACUGAAUCGUCGUAACUCGUGAAAAUCCUUUUUUUUAAUUUUUUUUAUUUUGUUUUAGCUUUGACAUCAAAUCAUUUCAUCAUCUCAUCAUUUCAUCAUUCCAUCUUGUAAUUAAAAAAUAAGUAUAAGCCUUGAAGGAAAUAAAGGUUUUGCUUACUA
This is a messenger RNA of Phyllopteryx taeniolatus (common seadragon), 10232 nucleotides long. RefSeq names its product fer-1 like family member 4 (gene fer1l4). Gene Ontology annotation, biological process: plasma membrane organization. The transcript has 48 exons. Gene Ontology annotation, cellular component: membrane. The record is from RefSeq and is a predicted model, not a curated record. NCBI's taxonomy places the organism in Eukaryota, Metazoa, Chordata, Actinopteri, Syngnathiformes, Syngnathidae. The coding region runs from base 2770 to 9039 and encodes 2089 amino acids.